AUGUCGCAUCGACGCGCCGUGCCCGAACCUAAUGACGCGUUCCAAGCAUUGACCAACACCCAUGACAACGACGACGACCCUGUGCGCGUCUGGAAGUCGACGUCGCUGGCCGAUUUGGCCGCCACAAUGACGUCGGGCCUGCUGCCGUACCGUCUCAACACGGACGUCGAGAUCCUUGACAAGAUCCUCGGCCGCGGGGCGUACGGCGAAGUCGUGCUUGGUCGCUAUGGAGGCAAACUCGUCGCUGUCAAGCGGCUCCGCGCCGACAACUACACGGUCGCCCACAUGGAGAUGCUCAUCCAAGAGAUCGAGCUCAUGGCCCGCUUUUCGAGCGAAUACCUUGUCGCGUUUGUCGGUGCCAGCUGGUGCACAUUUGCCGACAUGAAGUGCGUCGUCGAGUUCAUGGGUCAAGGGGAUUUGCAGCAGUACCUCUCCAGCACCAAGGACGGCAACGAGAGAUUAUUUCCGUGGUCGGCGAAACUGCAGGUCAUGCGUCGCAUGCUUCGUGGCCUCGUCUACCUCCAUGGCGCCAGCGUGAUCCACCGGGAUUUGAAGUCCCGCAACGUGCUUCUCAACGACGCAGGCGAGGCCAAGCUUGGGGACUUUGGGAUCGCUCGCGAGGUCUCGGAAGAAAGCAUGACGAACGCGGUCGGCACGUACCGCUGGACGGCCCCCGAGGUACUCAAGGGCAAGCACUACGACGAGAGAGCGGACAUUUAUUCGUUUGGGAUGAUUCUAACCGAGCUCGAUACGCAUGCGCUGCCGUACGCUGACAUGGUCAACGACCGCGGCCAGGCGCUUGGCAACUUUACCAUCAUGUACAAGGUGAUGCAGGGAACGAUCCUCCCGACGCUCUCGCCCACAUGCUCGCCAUGGCUGCGAGACCUCGUCUACGAGUGCAUCGCACACGAGGCCAGCAUGCGCCCGUCGGCCGCGGACCUUGACGCGCGCCUCGCCCACGUCGAUCCAUCAUCGCCCUUUUGACCAAGAAAUCGUAC
Saprolegnia parasitica CBS 223.65 is the source of this 998-nucleotide messenger RNA. RefSeq names its product TKL/DRK protein kinase. Lineage: Eukaryota; Oomycota; Saprolegniomycetes; Saprolegniales; Saprolegniaceae. The record is from RefSeq and is a predicted model, not a curated record. The transcript has 5 exons. Gene Ontology annotation, molecular function: ATP binding; protein kinase activity. Gene Ontology annotation, biological process: protein phosphorylation. The coding region runs from base 1 to 984 and encodes 327 amino acids.